CUGGAUGCUUCUCAUAAACCCCGUAUCUCUAAAGACGUAUAUACCCCGGCGUCUCCUUCAAACUUACGCCGUCUAGUGCGCUGUAUCCAUUCGUUUUUGCAGGGGCAACUAUGUCCAAAUUAACAACUCUUUUCUUUCUCCCCAAGCCCCAAACCCCCUCCUAAAACCCUCUUCUCCUCAUUUCUCCACCGCCACCCACUCCUUUCGCCGCCGCGAUUUUACCGGUUUGAUUUUUUAUUUUUACUUUUUAAUUUCAUUUGGGAACUUUCACCUCGGGCAUCCACAACCAUGUCCCUGAGCAAAAUAACAAGUCGGGUCUCGAGGACCGUGUUGACUCAGUGUCGCAACUCAGCGCUCCUUCUCGGCCGCCAUGAAAGCUAUCUCUUGCAAAAUGCAUCCAAUAGAUUAGUUUCCUCGCGUGGGCUAAGUGAUAAGGUGGUUCCUGGUCAGGUGUCAUUGCUACACCAUUCAUCACUGAAAUCUUCAGGCUUUCAGGGUUUUGGGUUCUCUUCCUCUGCAACUUCACAGUCUACAAACGAACAGGAAAAUAAAGAGACAAGCAAUGAAGCUGCUGCUGAUGAUAAUAAUACACCUCAAACUGAAGUGGACGAGUCAGAUCCACACAUUAGUACGUCCCGGACUCCUAAAAGGAAAAGAGGUGCUAAACGAGUUGCGUUUUCUGAUUCUGAUUCUGAUACAGAUUUGGAAUCUGACCUGUCGAGAGAUGACCUGGUGAAGCUCGUGUCUGAGAAGGAUCGGCUUUUGACUGUAAAGCAGGAAGAGCUGAAGCAGGUGAAGGAUACAGCCAUGCGUGCAUUGGCUGAGAUGGAAAAUACAAAGGAGCGUACUAGACGCGAAGCUGAAAGUGCCAAGAAGUUUGCUAUUCAGAAUUUUGCUAAAAGCCUUUUGGAUGUGGCGGAUAACUUGGGUCGGGCUUCUUCAGCUGCAAAAGAGAGUUUCUCAAAAGUUGAUGUGUCUAAGGAUGCAUCUGGAGCCACUCAACAACUCAAAACACUCCUCGAAGGUGUUGAAAUGACUGAAAAACAACUGAAUGAGGUAUUUAGAAAGUUUGGGCUAGAGAAAUAUGAACCCAUUGAUGAAGAAUUUGAUCCGAACAGGCAUAAUGCCGUGUUCCAAGUCCCAGCUGCCUCCAAGCCAGCUGAUCGAGUUGCAGUUGUUCUAAAGGCUGGAUACAUUCUGCACGACCGAGUUAUAAGGCCAGCUGAAGUUGGUGUGACGGUGGUGGCAAACAAUGAGGAAGGUGAAAAGGUGUCUUCUGAGGACUGAGGCAGUAUCAACUCUAUAUACUUGUGUAUUGUGAUGGUUUGAUUUUGGGGGAUUAAAUGUAUCUUAUUAAGGUAUAUUCUUAAUUUAUGCGUUUUGGCUAGGGAGGAUUGUAACAAGGAGCAACUUUAUACCUUUUUUUUUUUGGUCUGAUCUGUUUAUUGUUCCCUUUCAAUGGAUCAUUUCAGAAAGAUUCAUGCAAUUGAAAAUUUUGUGGAUGUUUCAGGUUAAUUUGAUCUAUUGAUGGCCCCUUGAAGUAAAGUCUAUUAAAUUAUUACUAAAAAAGUUUUGACCUUGUAAGUGGCAACAUAAAUAGCGUGGUGUGGGUUGUGUCAUGUCCAUUUGAUGG
Molecule: messenger RNA, 1633 nt
Organism: Striga asiatica
Lineage: Eukaryota; Viridiplantae; Streptophyta; Magnoliopsida; Lamiales; Orobanchaceae
Source: the annotation of a GenBank genome assembly